This is a messenger RNA of Mycotypha africana, 3050 nucleotides long. RefSeq lists its product as uncharacterized. Gene Ontology annotation, cellular component: nucleus. Gene Ontology annotation, biological process: regulation of transcription by RNA polymerase II. The record is from RefSeq and is a predicted model, not a curated record. The transcript has 3 exons. Gene Ontology annotation, molecular function: RNA polymerase II cis-regulatory region sequence-specific DNA binding; DNA-binding transcription activator activity, RNA polymerase II-specific. Bases 34 to 2805 code for a protein of 923 amino acids. NCBI's taxonomy places the organism in Eukaryota, Fungi, Mucoromycota, Mucoromycetes, Mucorales, Mycotyphaceae.
AGUAACAAUGAUACAGCUACCAUUAUUUCAGACAUGUCAUUGGUGGAUACAUCAAGCACAGCCGCCGCCGCCGCUGCCGCCGCCGCAGUAGUAGCAGCAGAUUUGUUAUCGCCCUCAGGUGAUUUCUUUAAUAUGAAUGCGAACGGCGGCAAUAACAACAACAACAAUAAUAACAACAACACGACAGUGACACCCUCUGCUAUCACCAAUGAAAUCCACACCAUGGCUGAUUGGCUAUUGGAACAACAAGAAGUCAAGGAAAAAAUACAGCAAAUUCCGCAUCAUCAAGUACAAAAACGUCAACGACGUAGUACGAACUCACUUUCUCCUGCGUCUCCUACCAAUACCUUUGGAUCCUCUCUCUCUUCUUCCAUGUCCCCUUCUCCGCCUAUCACCCCAAUGCAGCCGGCCUCUUUGGGUUUUGUUGAACCUUUAUCUAACAGCAACAACAAUAACAGUCAUAACAAAUCACGUCAUCCUUCUCAUCUGCAACAAAAUGAAGUAGGAAAAGAAUGGGAUGAACAACAACAACAACAACAACAACGUGUAUUGAAUAAAAGUAGUUUGAUUUCUGCUCGUAUUGCUCAGGGUGAAACAACAGCCCACUCAUUGAAGCCUUUGAUACAGAAUUACCUUUUGUGUCGUGAACAUCAGGAUCCUUCUUUACCUGCGGCAGGCGAACAUACUGUCAUGGUUUUAACCAGCAGAGUAGCACAGAAAAGUUACGGAACUGAGAAAAGAUUCCUGUGUCCUCCUCCUACAACCAUCUUGAGAGGUGCUAGUUGGUGGACGCUUAAUAGCAGUGGCAGUGCCAAUGGCAAUAACGAUGAAAAGUCUUCUGUAUCAUCGUUAUUUCAUCCUUCACCUUCCUCCUCUUCCUCUUCCUCUUCCUCUUCUACUGCCGCUACUUCUAGUUCUACUGUCUUGACGGCACCUAAACUUACGAUACAUAUCACGGGUGAAGCCAUCAAUCAAACUGGCAUUAUUGAAUGGCAAACACCCAACGGCACUAUUAUAGAUAGUAAUCCUACCACUGCUGCUGCUCAUGCCAAUAAUCAACCUCUCUCUGGCAAAUGUGUUUCAAAGCAGUUGUACAUUAAUGACGCGGAUGAGAAACGAAAGCGUGUUGAGGUUUUAGCUAAACUUCAAUUGGGUAAUGGAGUACAUUUGGGUACCUUCCCUAGUAAAGGAAUCAAAGUCAUUAGUAAACCAAGUAAAAAACGGCAAAGUGUCAAAAAUAUGGAAUUAUGCAUCCAUCAUGGUACCACUAUUUCUUUGUUCAACCGUAUUCGCUCACAAACCGUGUCUACCAAGUAUUUGGGUGUAUCCAAUGGCCAAGGCAACGCCUCCAAUGGUGACGAUGCCAAUGGUACCUGCUUUGUAGCUAGAACGGGUUCAUGGGAUCCAUUUGUCAUUUGGAUUGUCGAUACGACACGCACGCCUGAUCAAAAUACACCUUCACGUCCCUGUCAACACCCUACCAAUCCCCACUUCCCUCCACCCCCUGCUAUUGCUUCUCAAACACCUUCCACGGCACAGCAACCUAUUGCUAUUCAUUACAACCAACCCGUUGUUCUUCAAUGUGUUUCUACAGGCCUGGUGAGUCCUGUCAUGAUCAUCCGAAAAGUAGACAAAGGCAGUAUGGUUCUCGGCGGAAACCGUGUCGAUGACUAUUCUGCAGCGACUGCAGGUAGUGGUGGAUCAUCCAAGCCUGUCGGUGGUGAAUGCGGUGAUGAAACGUUAGGUGACCCUGUUUCUCAAUUACAUAAAGUAGCCUUUCAAAUUGUUCAAGAUCCUACCUUUUCUCAACAACCUCAUUCGCAACAACGCUUCCAGCAAAACAGCCCACAACCUGACUUUUACAGGCUUCCCCAAUCAUGUCAUCCUAUCACUUAUUUGGCUUGUUUGAAUGAUGUGGUUGGUAUGCAUAAAGUGAACUUUAAUCGUAACUUAUUGCCGAAUUGCCAAGAACAACCGCCACAACAACAACAACAGCAGCAGCAGCAGCAGCAGCAACAGCAACAGCAACAAAGCAGUACGAAUAAUAAUAAUGAAACAAGUGGCAAUGCAUGGACUGAUUUGAUUCAAAGCACCACUCAUUCAUUAUUUGACACAAGUAAUACGCUAAAUAACAAUGCAGCCAAGAACGCUACCGGAGCAGGUGUUACUGCUGCUGCUCGUCGUCGUUUAUCGAAUGAUAAACAAGUGGGACGUCGUGGCAGCUUGACUGCUGGGGUUGAUCGGCGUGGUAGUACUGUAUCUGAUACAUCGGGCCUCGAAGGCGCGUGUUGGACAGAAGAUGUUUCUGAUGCCGCUGUGUGGACUAUCGUUGGUACAGAUUGCGCCACAUACACCUUUUGGACGCCCUCUGCUUCAGAUAUCUUGCCCGCUAAUCAACAGCACUUCAAUAUGCCCUUUACAACAACAGCAGCCACGGUGACUCCUUCUCUCUCUACUCCUGCCCCGUCUGCAGGCAAUAAUAAUGCAAUGACACAAUCCUCACCGAUCACACCCUUCCCUCUUAUUCACGAUAUCAAAUUUAAAAAGGCAGAAGACAAUCAACUCGUCAUCACAGGUGAAAACUUGACAAGAGACUUGAAUGUCUGGUUUGGCGAUAUCAAAUCAAAACAAACAGACUAUAAAUCGAAAGACUCUAUGACAUGCUCCAUUCCAACAUUAUCAGAACUCAUGAGUAGUGCUACAUUACAAUUAGAUGAAGAAAAUAAUAAGAAGAUACCUCUACUCUUAGUGCGUGGUGACGGUGUUGUUUAUAGAACAGAUCAACAUUAUACGUUUUCAUCCUAAUUCUUUUUACUGUAUUUUUAGUUUUUCUUUUUAUCUUUAUUUUUCUACUAUUGUACACUGGCAUUUUCCCCCCUUAAUAUGAUCCCAUUCUUUUUUGCUUUAUUCUUGUCUUGUCAUUUUUUUUUCUUUUCUUAAACUACCCAAUAAAGUAUGUAUACAUAUUAUACAUAUUAGCAAUAGGCUCGCUUUUUGAAUUUUGUUCGCAUCAUGCUUUUCAUUUUUUUAAUUUUUUUUUUUUUUUUUUU